Messenger RNA from Dissoconium aciculare CBS 342.82, 1010 nucleotides. Its product is annotated as adenylylsulfate kinase. Gene Ontology annotation, molecular function: adenylylsulfate kinase activity; ATP binding. Lineage: Eukaryota; Fungi; Ascomycota; Dothideomycetes; Mycosphaerellales; Dissoconiaceae. Bases 147 to 770 code for a protein of 207 amino acids. The record is from RefSeq and is a predicted model, not a curated record. Gene Ontology annotation, biological process: sulfate assimilation. The transcript is spliced from 3 exons.
GGGCGACACCGACACAUUCCGAUAUACUCAUUAUUGCACAAAUUGCACAACACGUCUGAAAAACAACCAAAGAAUCUUCUCGCCGCCUCAAUAAGUAUAGAGAAUAUCUUCUAUACAUUGAACCCUGCACAUACACAAACCUGAAAAUGGCCACUAACAUCACAUGGCACGCCGGUUUGACUCGUCAAGAGCGAAGUGAGCUCCGCAAGCAAAAGGGUGCCACAGUCUGGUUCACCGGCCUGUCCGCUUCAGGCAAGUCGACCAUCGCCACCGCAUUGGAACAACACCUUCUACACCUGGGCCUCGCCACGUACCGGUUGGACGGCGACAACGUCCGUUUCGGGUUGAACAAGGACCUUGGAUUCUCGCCCAAGGACCGCGAGGAGAACAUCCGACGUAUCGCAGAGGUCGCCAAACUCUUCGCCGACUCAACGACCAUCGCUCUGACCUCUUUCAUCUCCCCCUACAAAGCCGACCGGCAGCUCGCCCGCGACCUGCACGCCGACACCAAGAACGUCGACUCGCCGCUGCCCUUCAUCGAGGUGUACGUCGACAUCUCCGUCGAGGAGGCCGAGAAGCGCGACCCCAAGGGCCUGUACAAGAAGGCCCGCGCGGGCGAGAUCAAGGAGUUCACCGGCAUCAGCGCACCGUAUGAGGCGCCGGAGAAGCCUGAGAUCCACAUCGACUCCGCGAACACGAGCGUCGAGGAGGCGGUGGUCAUCAUCACAAAGUACCUCGAGGAGAAGGGCUUGUUGAAAGUCGCUGCGUGAGCGUUGGAAGAAACGCAGUUCACUUAUAGAAAAGUUUCGAUGCUGGAAUUCAUCAUACAUUACUCUGUCUCGUCGAGUGUACCUCCAUUUCUCUUUUUUGUGAUGUCGGUAGGAGAGUGAAGGGUAAGGGGUCUGCAUAUGGUCUGCGCUGCCGCCAUUUGUAUCAUCACAUUGAAGCUUGAGACAUCUUUGUGCAGUCAGUCAUGAUAAGACGUUGAAACGUAACGUCUGAUAUGAUCA